This is a messenger RNA of Anopheles coluzzii, 1405 nucleotides long. RefSeq lists its product as uncharacterized. NCBI's taxonomy places the organism in Eukaryota, Metazoa, Arthropoda, Insecta, Diptera, Culicidae. The transcript has 2 exons. Gene Ontology annotation, molecular function: ubiquitin-like protein transferase activity. The record is from RefSeq and is a predicted model, not a curated record. Bases 827 to 1360 code for a protein of 177 amino acids.
UCCAUAAUUCAUUGUGUUUUCGACAUUUUUGAAUAUAAAAACUAAGAAAUCUUUUUGUUUUCAAUUUUCACAUUAAUUCCUCAUUAUCUACAAGCCGCAUGGAAAAUUUACGUAAGAUAAGAACUCUUACUCACAUGAUUUUAAAUUUCGUGCAUGAACAAAUCAUCAAAUCUUUUGUUAUUAUAUCUCAUUUUUUCGAUAAAAUCAAUAGACACACAAAAAUGCACAUAAUAACAAAGAAAUCUGUUCUAUUUGCUAAGCUUUGUGUGCGGAAACCAAUGGUUAACGGUUCAAAAAUGACGUAAAGUCCCUCAACUAUGGCGACCCCCCAAAGGCCCUAAUCCACCACCUGAUAUUGUUAAUCCACCUUGCUGGGGGCUCCGGUAUUAAAAUCGGGGAGGGCUGGAGGGGGGUAUAGAAAAUUGUAUGCGAUUUGACAUAACAAUACUCAAUGAUGGCGCCCGGAAAACGCGCUAACAAUUCACCUCCUUAAUAAACACACCUUGGCGCAAAGCAACAUUUUUCGUGACCCUUCGGAUUGAACGACGGAAGAAAUUCGUAAAUUCCAAUAAUUAAAUUAAUCGACGUAUUUCUUGGAUCUACUGAAUCAAUCAUAUUGUGGUUGCGCUGAACCAUCAACUAUGCCUCGAAAAAGGAUGCAUGAAACGUCAAAUGACACCGAGAAAGCAAAAAGAACGUUUUGUUCGAAAUCUAGUAAGCUGUGCGAACUUUGAAGUCUGAUCACUUUUGCACAAUUGGGGUUUGAGCAAGAGGAAAGAGUUGUGGUUUUUUGCGCUAGAGAAAAAUAUUAUACAAAGGCAUCAAUAUGAAACUGGAAGAUUUUAUCUGCAACUGUUUCUGGAUGGUGAACGAAUCGAGUGCACGGCCCCACGCCAAAGCCGUUUGGCUGUGGGGUGACGAGCGGCGCUUUAUACGACUGGAGAAGGUUGUGUCAACAGGGCCGCCAAUAAAAAAUCUGUAUGGAUUUUUAGUCUACCGGCUGUAUCCAAUGGUCUACCAGUACGAUGUUGUGUGGGACUCCACAACCAGAAAUCCUAAGCUGCUGUUUAACAUCUACGACUGUGAGGGUACUCGACUGAAAAUGCAAUCCGUGUGUUCGCUGCUUGGCAUCAAGUACAAUUUAGAUGCGGAUGAUGAUGAUUCACUGGACGUGGAACUCCACCCGAUACUGAACAUGCCGUACUAUUGCUUGCCCUGCAAGCUGUUGGCACAACCGAACGGCCAGUGGCUGGACAUUAAAAAUCCCAUCCUACGAUAUUUGCUCAAAUACACAUCGUUCACUAACCUGACGCAGGAAGAGCUGCUUGAACUCAGCGAUGAAUCGCCGUACAUCGAGUAGAUUGACCGUAUAUUUAUCCUAGCUAAAUACCUCGACUUGCCUUAA